This is a messenger RNA of Coprinopsis cinerea okayama7#130, 1362 nucleotides long. Its product is annotated as elongation factor 1-gamma. Gene Ontology annotation, molecular function: translation elongation factor activity. The transcript has 5 exons. Gene Ontology annotation, biological process: translational elongation. Gene Ontology annotation, cellular component: cytoplasm; nucleus. NCBI's taxonomy places the organism in Eukaryota, Fungi, Basidiomycota, Agaricomycetes, Agaricales, Psathyrellaceae. The record is from RefSeq and is a predicted model, not a curated record. Bases 28 to 1275 code for a protein of 415 amino acids.
UUCUUCUGAACCACCAUCAUCUCAAAAAUGGCCCCUGCAGGAACUCUCUGGACAACGCCAGCUCAGUGGAAGGGCAAGGCUAUCAAGGCCAUCGCCGCCUUCGGAGGCGUUGAGGUCGCUGAGCCCGCCAGCUACGAGCAUUUCGUCGACAACAAGAAGCCUGAGUUCCUCGCCAAGUUCCCCCAUGGCAAGAUUCCUGCCUGGGAGGGUGCUGAGGGCUUCAAACUUUUCGAAGGUGCCGCCAUCGCUCGCUAUGUCGCUUCCCUUGCCCCCAACUCUGGUCUUCUUGGAAACAGCACCGAGGAUGCUGCUUUGGUUGAUCAAUGGGUUCACCUGGUCGAGAGUGAGGUCGAUGUCUACACUGACUUCGUCCGCACCAUCACGAGUGGACAGAUCCCCUACAACAAGCCCACCCACACCAACCUCUUGGAGCGCCAAACUCGUGCAUUGAACACCCUUGAUGCCCACCUCAAGGCCAACACUUUCUUCGUCGGUGAACGCAUCACCGCUGCUGAUAUCUGGGUCGCCACUCUCAUCCAAAAGGCCGUUGGUUUCACCGUUGAUGCCCCCGCCCGCGCCAAGCUCCCUAACCUCGUCCGCCACCUUGAGACCAUCGCCAACCAGCCCAAGUUGAAGGAGAUCUUCGGCGAAAUCAACUACGUCGAGAAGGGCAUCCAAUUCACUCCCCCUGCUAAGGAGGCCAAGCCCAAGGCUGCUCCUGCCCCCAAGGCUGCCCCAAAGAAGGCGGAGGCUGAGGAGGAGGAAGAGCCUGCUGCCCCCGUCAUCCCCAAAUCCAAGCACCCCCUCGAAGACCUUCCCAAGUCUUCCUUCAACCUUGAGGACUGGAAGCGUGCUUACUCCAACUUGGACACUCGCGGUCCCGGCGGUGCCAUCGAGUGGUUCUACCAGCACAACGAUCCCGUCGGUAUCUCCGUCUGGCGUGUUGACUUCAAGUGGCAAGAGGAGUUGACUCACACCUUCAUGUCCUCCAACCAAGUCACCGGCUUCUUCAACCGAUUGGAGGCUUCCCGCAAGUACGCCUUCGGCUCCGUUGGUGUUCUCGGCGAGGAUAACAACAACAUGAUCACUGGUGUCCUCAUUGUCCGUGGCCAGGAGAUCGUCCCUGUCGUUGACGUCGCCCCCGAUUGGGAAUCAUACAGCUUCACCAAGCUCGACCUCUCCAACGACGCCGACAAGGCCUACUUCGAGGGUGCUCUUGCCUGGGAUCUUGAGAUCGACGGCAAGAAGUGGGUCGAUGGAAAGAACCUCAAGUAAAUGCGUGGUGACGUGGGUUAGAGAAGUUGCUUUCAUCUGUAUUAUGUUUUCGUGUAUUUUGGCAAUCCAUGCAUUUUUUGAUCAGUG